Messenger RNA from Phaedon cochleariae (mustard beetle), 861 nucleotides. Lineage: Eukaryota; Metazoa; Arthropoda; Insecta; Coleoptera; Chrysomelidae. The record is from the annotation of a GenBank genome assembly.
AUCUUGUCAGUUGUCACAAAUUUUGCCAUUUCUUUUUAUUCUCUCUCAAAAGUGCAAUGGCGCCUACGGCUGAGAGGAAGGCAAAAACCGUCAAGGGACUGCCAGCAGUACCCGAAUCUGUUCUAAAACACCGCAAAAGGCGUGAGGCAUCUCGUGCUAAACAAACUCAAAAUGCUAUCAAAAGGAAAUCAGAUCACAUCAAGAAACGCAAAGAUAUCUUCAAGAGAGCAGAACAAUAUGUUAAGGAAUACAGGUUGAAGGAAAGGGAUGAAAUUAGGUUGAUUCGUCAAGCUAAAACUAGAGGAAACUUUUAUGUUCCUGGGGAAGCUCAGUUAGCUUUUGUCAUGCGAAUCAAGGGUAUCAACAAAGUUGCACCCAAAGUUAGGAAAGUUCUUCAGUUAUUCCGGCUUUUACAAAUCAACAAUGGUGUUUUUGUUAGACUUAACAAAGCAACAAUCAAUAUGUUGAGAAUUUGUGAACCAUACAUUACCUGGGGAUACCCUAACCUCAAAUCUGUUAGAGAACUCAUCUACAAAAGAGGAUUUGCAAAAGUAAACGGACAACGUAUUCCAAUAACUAGCAAUCAGAUCAUUGAGGAUAGAUUGGGAAGAGCUGGCAUCAUUUGUGUUGAGGAUUUGAUUCAUGAGAUCUUCACUGUUGGUCCUAAGUUCAAAUAUGCCUCAAACUUCCUAUGGCCCUUCAAGCUGAACACGCCCACUGGGGGCUGGCGAAAGAAGACCAACCAUUAUGUGGAGGGAGGUGACUUUGGAAACAGGGAAGACAAAAUCAAUGAACUCCUUAGGAGAAUGGUUUAAGUUAUAAUUUCUUAUUAAUAAACAUUAAGAAGUGAUGAUUUACUAA